This is a messenger RNA of Durio zibethinus, 2996 nucleotides long. RefSeq names its product nucleoside hydrolase 3-like. The record is from RefSeq and is a predicted model, not a curated record. NCBI's taxonomy places the organism in Eukaryota, Viridiplantae, Streptophyta, Magnoliopsida, Malvales, Malvaceae. Gene Ontology annotation, molecular function: hydrolase activity, hydrolyzing N-glycosyl compounds.
UUGCCAUAUAUUUCUCCCUUAUAUAAACAAAACCCCAAAACUUUUCUUUUUUUUCUUUAUCUUUUAUGCCCCUUUCCCACUAACUAUACUAUAUGCAAACUAUGUUUGCCUUAGUAUGGAAUAAUGAAGUUAGAAAAUUGUUCUGUCAAAGUCAAAGAGUAAUGAGAGUGAUAUGGGUAGCAGCCAUGGUUGGAAGCCUGGGAGCUUUGGUUUUCUUGGUGGAUCCUGAUGAUGCUCAGCCUCAUCGGAUUCUGGUCGAUACAGAUGCUGAUACCGACGAUGUUUUUGCUCUCUUUUAUCUCUUGAAGCAAGACUCUACACGAUUCGAUUUGCAGGCAAUUACUAUAAAUGCAAAUGGAUGGAGUGAAGCAGGGCAUGCCAUCAAUCAUGUUUACGAUAUUCUAUUCAUGAUGGGUCGCGAUGAUAUUCCCGUGGGAGUAGGAGGUGAAGGUGGCAUUUUGCCCAAUGGAACCAUUCUCCCAAAUGUUGGUGGAUUUCAACCCAUAAUUGACCAGGGAAUGUCAACAGCUGGGGAAUGUAGAUAUAGACAAGCAAUUCCUGUGGCACAAAGAGGUCGCCUUGAUGUCAAUUCUAACUAUGGCCUUAGAAAAGCCUUUCUUCCACAGGGUAGCAGGAGGUACACUCCUCUUCAGCAACCUACAGCACAGCAAGUAAUGAUAGAUGCAAUAUCUUCAGGUCCUAUAACUGUGUUUCUCAUGGGAGCACAUACAAACUUUGCCAUCUUUCUUAUGAGCAAUCCUCACUUGAAAAAAAAUGUUAAACACGUUUAUGCCAUGGGAGGUUCUGUUAGACCAAACUGUCCGAAGAUCAACAGCUCUGACAGUUCAGGGGAAUGUUCUGAUAUUGGUAAUCUGUAUCCACAAGAUAGCAAUCCAUAUGCCGAGUUCAAUAUAUUUUCAGAUCCUUUUGCAGCCUACAAGGUGUUGCAUUUUGGUAUUCCAGUUACACUCAUUCCUCUAGAUGCAACAAAUACUAUUCCUUUAAGUAAGAGUUUCUUCAUGGAGUUUGAAAGGAGACAGAAUACAUAUGAGGCAAAGUACAGUUUCCAGGCUCUAAAAAUUAUUCGCGAUACGUGGUUAAGUGAUGCAUUUCAUGAGCAAUAUUGUAUGUGGGACUCUUUUCUGGUUGGUGUAGCAUUGUCUAUAAUCCGAAACUCUCACAAUCUUUAUGGAGAAAAUGAGUUUGCUGAGAUGCAAUAUAUGAACAUCACGGUUGUCACCUCAAAUGAACCUUAUGGAGCAUUAGAUGGCUCAAAUCCACUCAUUACAGGGUACUCAACCCCAAGGUUUAAUGUACAGAAGAAUGGGGUUCAUAGUGGCCAUGUUCAAAUGGGAAUGCAAGAUCCCUUUUGCCUUCAGAAAGGAAAAGGGAAAUGUCAGGAUGGUUACACAAAAGAAGGUACAGGAGAGGAUGCAGUACGUGUUCUCGUUGCAACGAAAGCUAAACCCAAUCAUGAUAAUAGAAGCAUACUUGGGAGAGAAUUUUAUAAAAGCUUUCUCCAUGUUAUAAACAGCCCUGAGAGAACUGGGAGGUUUGAUAUCAGAACACAGUAUCCUUUCCACAGGGAGUUUCUUUAUAAACCAGAUUUUGGAAAGAAGAUAAGGGGAAAACCAGUUGUUUUCGACAUGGAUAUGAGUGCCGGGGACUUUCUAGCUCUUCUAUAUCUCCUCAAAUUACCUGUGGAAUUAAUCAACCUCAAGGGAAUAUUAAUCAGCUCAACAGGCUGGGCAACUCCUGCAACGAUUGAUGUUGUAUACGAUAUAUUACAUAUGAUGGCCCGAGAUGACAUUCCAGUUGGUCUUGGUGAAGCAUUUGCAGUUGGGCAAGCCAAUCCAUCUUUUGCUGCUAUUGGAGACUGCAAGUAUUCCAAAGCUAUCCCUCAUGGUAGUGGUGGAUACUUGGACUCUGACACACUGUAUGGACUUGCUCGGGACUUACCUCGAAGUCCAAGAAGAUAUACGACAGAAAACUCUGUCAAGUUUGGAGAUCCUAGAGAUACUGAUAAUCCUGGACUUAGGCAACCAUCAGCACAAGAAGUUUGGAAGUCUAUAGUGGAGUCUUUGGAUCCAGGAUCAAAGAUCACUAUUUUGACUAAUGGACCUUUGACAAAUUUAGCACAGAUCAUUCUAUCAGAGAAUACUAGCUCACUGAUUCAGGGUGUAUACAUUGUUGGAGGACACACAGGCUAUGUCUAUGACAAUAGCGAAGGAAAUGUUUUCACUGUUCCCUCAAAUAAAUAUGCAGAAUUUAACAUGUUUCUUGAUCCUUUAGCUGCAAAGGAAGUUUUUACUUCAUCUGUGGACAUCAGACUUGUUCCACUGCAGAUGCAAAGAAGAGUUAGUUCCUUCAGCACAAUUCUUAACAGGAUGAAUGCCACUACUCAGACUCCUGAAGUUGUGUUUGCCCAACAUCUACUUUCCAGACUUUGGCGAUUACAACAGGAACAUUAUAGAUAUCAUCACAUGGAUAUAUUUUUGGGAGAGAUCCUUGGUGCAGCAAUCUUGGCUGGAAAUCCACAUUUGAACCAGACAUUUACAUUGAAGCCUCUUAAGGUCUUGGCAGAUGGAGACAUAACAAAGAUAGGUGAGAUAGUUAUUGAUGAAGAGAAAGGGAAACAGGUGACUAUUUUGGAAAAUUUUAAUCCAGAGACAUACUAUGAUCACUUUGUAAGGGUCUUAGGUGAUCACAGACAGUCUGCCGUGCUAGGAAGCUUUCAUGAGCAGGAAAGAAUGUGGAAUUCGCCACCAGAAAAGAUGAACUUUGUUCAUAAUCAGCAGGUGUAAAUGUUUGUUAUAACUUAAGCCAUUCUUUUAAACGGUUUUGACAUCUUUUGGUCUUUAAUUCAAAUGAAAAUAUUUAAGAGGUUUCUACAUAGUGUGUAUGAGCUUAGCAACAGAUGAAGUAAAGAGAAAGUUGCAAGAAGUUUGUCUUUCUUUGCUGUUGUUUAUUACUUUUUCCUGUAGUUGAGCUACUAG